AUGCUCAGGACUGCUGCUUGUUUGGUGCUUUGCGUUUUAACAGGUAUGUGUGUAGGUGAGGGUGUCCUGCCCCCGGGACCCCUGAGCGGAGCUGUGGGGGGAAAAGUGAAGUUCACUACCACCCUCAGACCUCCUGAGCUUCCUUUCGUCUCCGUCAGCUGGACCUUCGAAGGGGUGAACAUCAUCACCUCCACCAGCACCAACAUCACUGAACCGGGGCACGCCAACAGGAUCACAUUAGACCGAUCCACGGGGGCCCUGGAGCUCAGGAGCCUGGUGCUGGAGGACAGCGGGGAGUACCUCCUCACCAUCAUACCAGAAGGAGGGCAGCAGGUGCAGGGGAGGACCACACUCCAGGUGUAUGAUCUGGUAAGUGGAGCCACCAUCCGCAGCCCCUCAGCCGUCCUCAUAGAAGACAAAAGCUACACCAACCUCAGCUGCGAGGCCUCCGGCUCCAUCAGCACCAGAGAGUGGAUGAAGGACGGCCGGCCGCUCCGUCAGACUGACAGACUCAGCUUCUCCAUGAACAACAAGACGGUGUUCAUGCAGCCUGUGGAGAGCUCCAACCACGGCACCUACCAGUGCCGAGUCAGCAACCCAGUCAGCAGCGUGACGGCGACCUAUGACCUCACUGUCAACUUUGGACCACAUAACAUAUCGAUCAGUGGCCCGUCAGCAGCAGCGCCUGGUGGGAGAGUGACCCUGCAGUGCUCUGCUGACUCCGUCCCUCCAGCAAACUUCAGCUGGACGUUCAAUGGCAACGAGACACACGUGAACACCUCCAUGUACGUCAUAGAGCGGCUGCAGGAGGACAGCAUCGGGAAUUACACCUGCACUGCCAGGAAUAUGGUGACCAUGAUGGAAAACUCCACAGUUCUGAAUCUGAGAGCAUCCUGCACUGCCCCCUGCUGGUCGUUUGUCCUGCUGCUGGUCAGUGCUCUCACUCUGAGGGAGUUAUUGUAAGAGGAAGUGUCAGAUCUGUUCCUGAAGCAUUUUGCUCAUGAUUAAAAUCAAUAACAAUGUCCUGUAAAUUAACAGUUAUUUGAUACUUCAGUUUGUUAUUCCUGAGCCAGAAUGUAAAAUCUCACACUGAAAAAACAAUGAUAUUUCUUGUUCAUUAAAUACUUUUGGAGAUGUAUAAUAAUGCAAAUUAACACCUGUGUGACCACACUUGGUUUCCCAAAUUAUGGCACCACGAAUGUCAUUUUC
Messenger RNA from Centropristis striata (black sea bass), 1209 nucleotides. Its product is annotated as carcinoembryonic antigen-related cell adhesion molecule 16-like. The transcript is spliced from 6 exons. The record is from RefSeq and is a predicted model, not a curated record. Lineage: Eukaryota; Metazoa; Chordata; Actinopteri; Perciformes; Serranidae. The coding region runs from base 1 to 963 and encodes 320 amino acids.